AUGACUCUUAUAAACGUACAUAUUGUUCUUAUCAUUUAUCUAUUAUUAGUUCCUAAAAUAGAUUCUUCAAUUGAAUAUGAAUCAAGUGAUAUUAAUCAUGAAAAAGAAAAAUAUUUUCAUAAAGAAAAUGAUCUAUAUAUCGAGUCAUCUAAAUGGGAUAAAUAUAUCAAGUUAAUAGAGAAAGCUGAAAAAAAUCAUAUAAAUCAAACAAAUGAUAAUAAUCAAACUAUAUUUCAUAAUCGAAUUAAUUUAGAUUUUUCCUAUUGGAAAAAUCAAUCAAUAGAUGAAAUUCAAAAACAAUUAAAUAAUAUUGAAACAAUUGCUAAAACUCAUCGUCUUACACUUUAUCAAAUAAUUAAUCAUCGUUUAUAUCGUCAAACAGAUGAUCAAUUAAUAUUUCCAGCACGUAAUUAUGGUAUAGAACAUUUUCUAUUAAAUAUUAUUGAUUUUUUACCUAAUAUGGAAUUUUUAAUUAAUACAUAUGAUUGGCCACAAAGUCAAACUAAUAUUCCAAUAUUAUCAUUUAGUAAAUCUUUACAUUCUCAUGAUACAGAUAUACUUUAUCCAGCAUGGUCAUUUUGGGAUGGUGGACCAGCAUUAGGUAGUAUUUAUCCAACUGGUAUUGGUCGUUGGGAUAUAAUGCGACAAACAUUAAAUAAAGCACGACAAAAUAUUCCUUGGUCAAAAAAAGAAUCUCGUGGAUUUUUUCGUGGUUCAAGAACAUCAUCAGAACGUGAUCCAUUAAUAUUAUUAUCUCGUAAUCAUCCAGAAUUACUUGAUGCACAAUAUACAAAAAAUCAAGCAUGGAAAUCUGAUCAAGAUACAUUAGGUUAUAGACCAGCAAAUGAAUUAAAACAUGAAGAAUUUUGUCAAUAUAAAUAUUUAUUUAAUUUUCGUGGUGUUGCAGCAUCAUUUCGUUUACGUCAUUUAUUUUUAUGUGGUUCACUUGUUAUACAUGUUGGUUCAGAUUGGAUUGAAUUUUUUUAUGAUUAUCUUGAACCUUGGUAUCAUUAUAUUCCAAUAACAAUUGAUUUAUAUGAUGUUGAAAAUUUAUUAUUAUUUAUACAAAAUAAUGAUUAUUUAGUUAGAAAAAUUGCACGACAAGGACGUGAUUUUAUUUGGAAUAAUUUAACUAUGGAAAAUAUUGAACAUUAUUGGAAAGAACUUUUAUUAGAAUAUUAUAAAUUAUUUGAAAAUAAUCAACGACAAAUUGUAAAAAAAUCAAAAUUUAUUCAAGUACAUCGACGAGCUAAACCUUAA
Rotaria sp. Silwood1 is the source of this 1260-nucleotide messenger RNA. The record is from the annotation of a GenBank genome assembly. Lineage: Eukaryota; Metazoa; Rotifera; Eurotatoria; Philodinida; Philodinidae.